UUAUAUUGAAAAAAGCUCGCAUGGUUGAGCAAAAUUACAAAAGUCUACUUAUAAUUUGAAUACAAUAAUACCCUCAUGCAUUGGAGAGAAGAUCUACCUAAAAAAGUUCAACCAAAAGAUUAUCUGAAGGAAUCCAUUUUUAUCGACAAACAGAAAGUUUGUUUUUCUACAUGAAAACAAAACUUGAUUUCACGUUCCUAGACAGAUAAGGUAUGUACAUACACUACACCUAUGUAUCUUUCUCCUCUGUUAAAAAACAUGGAGCUUCAUGAUUCAUGAACGAUCAACAUCGAGGCAAAGAUGAGAACUUGAUGAAAAUAAGGAGGGGGGGAGGGGGUCGCUUUAGAAGUGAGAUUGUAGGACUUUACAACUUCUACUUCCCUUUUUAUUUUGAUUUUCAAGAAGGGUUCUUCCUCAUCCUCACAGGAUAAGAUUUCUCUGUUGCUCUCUGUCACUUUCCAAUCAAGAAUCGUUAAUGGAGAGAUCUGGGUAUGGGAGAGAUGGAAUUUACAGGUCCUUAAGGCCUCCUCUUGUGCUUCCCAAAGACCCUAAUCUCUCAUUAGUCUCAUUUCUCUUCAGAAACUCUUCCUCUUACCCGAACAAACCUGCCCUCAUCGACGCCGAUUCCGGCGAGUCUCUGUCUUUCUCCCAGUUCAAAUCCACCGCCAUCAAGCUCUCACAUGGUUUUCUCCAUCUGGGUAUCAAGAAAAAAGACGUAGUUUUGAUCUUCUCCCCUAAUUCUAUCCAGUUCCCUCUCUCCUUCCUCGGCGUCACUGCCAUCGGCGCAAUAGCCACCACCGUCAACCCUCUGUACACCGUCACUGAGCUUUCGAAACAAGUCAAAGAUUCCAAUCCGAAGCUUAUUAUAACCGUUCCUGAGUUAUGGGAUAAAGUCAAAGAUUUCAAGCUGCCGGUUGUCUUCUUGGGUUCCAAAAAUCCUAAGCAGAUUCCCCAUGUCGAAUCAGAUUCAAAAAUCUAUCAUUUCCAAGAUUUGCUUGAGUUAUCUGGGUCUCCCUCCGGUUUUCCAGCUGUGGCUGUUAAGCAAACAGAUGUUGCUGCGCUUUUAUAUUCAUCGGGCACGACGGGGAUUAGCAAAGGUGUCAUAUUGACUCACAAGAACUUCAUUGCUGCAUCUUUGAUGAUGACAAUGGAUCAGGAAAUCCAUGGAGAUAAGCACCUGGUUUUCAUGUGCGUCUUGCCCAUGUUUCAUAUCUUUGGCUUAUGCAUUAUCGUCUACUCGCAGCUGCAAAAGGGAAAUGCUGUUGUGUCAAUGAAAAAAUUUGAUCUUGAUAUGCUCUUGAGGACUGUGGAGAAGUAUAAGGUGACGAAUUUGUGGGUUGUGCCUCCGAUUAUACUUGCUCUUUCUAAGCAAAAUGAAGUUAAGAAGUAUGAUAUUUCUUCAUUGAAGCAAAUUGGGUCAGGGGCUGCACCUUUGGGGAAAGAUUUGAUGGAGGAGUGUGCAAGGAAUGUUGGCCAUGGGGUUGUUAUGCAGGGAUAUGGAAUGACUGAAACUUGUGGCAUCAUUUCACUGGAGAAUCCAAGAAUAGGUAAACUAAAUACUGGUUCAGCAGGACGGCUUGUUGCAGGAGUUGAAUCCCAAAUAGUCAGUGUAGAUACUCUAAAGCCUCUUCAUCCGCAUCAGUUGGGGGAAAUAUGGGUUCGAGGACCUAAUAUGAUGCAAGGAUAUUAUAAUAAUCCCCAAGCCACGAAGCUGACUAUCGAUAAAAAAGGCUGGGUACACACUGGGGAUCUUGGAUACUUCAACGAGGAUGGAUACCUAUUUGUUGUUGACAGAAUUAAAGAGCUCAUCAAAUACAAAGGUUUUCAGGUUGCACCGGCAGAACUUGAAGGAUUGCUUGUUUCUCACCCAGAAAUAUUAGACGCAGUUGUCAUUCCGUUUCCUGAUGCUGAAGCUGGUGAAGUUCCAGUUGCAUACGUUGUCCGCUCGCCUUACAGCUCGUUGACAGAAGAAGAUGUUCAGAAUUUCAUAGCUAAACAGGUUGCCCCUUUCAAGAAAUUACGAAGGGUUACAUUCAUAAAUAGCGUGCCCAAAUCAGCUUCUGGGAAAAUCCUUAGACGAUUGCUCAUUGAGAAAGUCCAAUCAAAAAUAUGAGCUUCUAUAUAUAUUAACUAAAAUAUUGACCACGAACCAAGUUUCUUCUCCGGUAUUGUUUCUUAUCACGACAUCUUCUUGGGGUCGGAGGUACUCGAUUAAGUAUAAUGCAUAUAUAAGUAGGAAAGAUAUACACACACAUGCUUUUGUUCUUGGCAAUUCUCUAUACAUUGUAAAAUAAGGGGAAGAACAGCAAGUGGAAAUCUUGGUUCCUAAUAUCAAACAAUUUCUCAUGGUGAGUUCAGUCUCAUCUUCAAACUUCUACCUGAGUAAAUUUUUAAGUCAUGGCUGGUGUGUUCUGUUA
Molecule: messenger RNA, 2417 nt
Organism: Carica papaya (papaya)
Lineage: Eukaryota; Viridiplantae; Streptophyta; Magnoliopsida; Brassicales; Caricaceae
Product: putative CoA ligase CCL7
Molecular function (GO): CoA-ligase activity
Source: RefSeq, a predicted model, not a curated record